Messenger RNA from Cannabis sativa, 1811 nucleotides. Its product is annotated as probable polygalacturonase At1g80170. The transcript has 9 exons. The record is from RefSeq and is a predicted model, not a curated record. The coding region runs from base 270 to 1622 and encodes 450 amino acids. Gene Ontology annotation, molecular function: polygalacturonase activity. NCBI's taxonomy places the organism in Eukaryota, Viridiplantae, Streptophyta, Magnoliopsida, Rosales, Cannabaceae. Gene Ontology annotation, biological process: carbohydrate metabolic process.
ACAUUAUAAGUAAGAAGAUUCAAAACUUCGUAUCUAAACGAUUUGUCGUAUAAUUUCUUUCAAGAAACGGCAUGUCGUGUAAUGAUCUCGUUUACUUUCUCUUCUCCACUAAGUAACAUCGUUUGUAAAAAUAUGGAAAAAAGAAACAAAUUAUAUAAAUAUUGCCGACAUUUUGGAACAGUGAGAUGUUCUAAGCUCUAGAUUGUUCAAACAACAAUGGUAGCUAGCUAAGACUCCUGUACAGUACUGUAUCUAUUCUCUCCUUCAUCAUGGGAAGCUUCAGACUUUAUUCUUCUUCGACAUUUCAUGUCAAUGCCAUAGCUGUUCUUUGCGUGGUCGGAUUUUGGAUCUCCCAAUUCAGAUGUACAGAAGGGUUCGACUCUCUUUUACAGCUCCCACAAUAUGGGUCACCAACAACUCCACUCAGAUCCAAAAGGGUUCUUUCCCUUUGUGAUUUUGGUGCCAAGGGAGAUGGUAUUCAUAAUGAUACCAAGGCUUUGAUAAAAGCUUGGGAGAAAGCUUGUUCAUUUUCUGUGAAGACAACCAUUGUAGUCCCUGCUAGAAAUACUUACUUAAUUUAUCCUAUUUAUCUUGGAGGGCCUUGUCGUUCAAAGGUCACUAUAAGGAUAUCUGGAACCAUCACUGCUCCAAAAGAUCCCAAAGCCUGGUCUGGUUUGAAUGCACGUAAAUGGCUUUACUUCUAUGAGGUGAACCACCUCACCAUUGAAGGAGGAGGCACAAUCAAUGGGAUGGGACAUGAAUGGUGGUCUCGGUCUUGCAAGCGCAACCCAAAAAAACCAUGUCGACAUGCUCCUACUGCUAUUACAUUCCACAAAUGUAAGAAUCUGAAAGUGAAGGACCUAAUGCUUGUUGAUAGCCAACAAAUGCACAUGGCAUUCACUAACUGUAUCCGGGUUUUAGCGUCAUACCUCAAACUCGUUGCACCUGGUUCUAGUCCUAACACUGAUGCAGUCCACAUUAGCUCAUCAAGAAGCGUUGAGAUCAAACACAGCAUAUUCAAAACAGGUGAUGACUGCAUUUCUAUUGUUGGUAAUUCUUCACGGAUUAUGAUACGUGAUAUUUCCUGUGGCCCAGGUCAUGGGGUUAGUAUUGGAAGCUUGGGAAAGUCAAAGUCAUGGUCAAAUGUGCAUGAUGUAACGGUAGAUGGGGCUUUCUUGUUCAAUACUGAAAAUGGGUUGAGGAUUAAAACUUGGCAGGGUGGGAGUGGUUUUGCUUCAAAGAUUUUAUUCAAAAACGUGUUAAUGGAGAAUGUAUCAAAUCCAAUUAUAAUAGAUCAAUAUUACUGUGACUCUCAGACACCAUGCCACAACCAGACUAUGGCGGUUAAAGUGAAGAACAUAUCUUUCAUUCACAUUAAAGGGACUUCUGCCACAGAGGAAGCAAUACAAUUUACUUGCAGUGAUGACUUACCCUGUGAAGGGUUGUAUUUAGAAGAUGUUCAACUUCAAUCAUGCAUUGGCGAAACGACCAGGUCCUCUUGUUGGGAGGCAUAUGGCUCAAGUUUCGGUUUAGUUGAUCCACCAGCUUGUUUUUCAGUCUUUGAUGGCUUCAUCAAAGAGCCAGGAAUAUCAAAUAGCUAUUCACGCGUACAGAGCAGUUAAUAUAGCUUGCCAUUUUCAGAAACGUGGCCGAGUGAUUAUUUAUACAACCAUAUUUUGAGAAGGGGAGUUUGUUCUCAGAUUUUUAUACUAUAAUUGUUGUAAAUAAUAUUUAUAAGCAUUUUGAUAAGGAUGGCGAUGUAAAUAUCCAAUUGUUUGUUAAUAAAAUCAUACAACUUUUUAUUUUGCUCA